AUGCACGCUGUUUUAAUUAAGGACGGGCAGGGUCCCAUUGAGAACCUGUACAUUGGAGAGACAGAUAAACCAGUCCCAACGAAGGGAGAGAUUGUCGCGUUCGGCAUUAAUCGCAUGGACCAUUAUCAGCGCGAGGGUAGAUAUGCUGUUCCCCUAGGCGCUUCCUCCAUUCUUGGUGUGGAAUUCUCUGGACGUGUGACUGAACUCGGGGAAGGAGUAACAAGAUGGGCUGUUGGAGAUGAAGUAUUUGGUCUCGUGGGCGGCGGAGCUUAUGCGGAGUUCGUAAGCUGUGACGAAGGACUCUUGUUGAAGAAGCCCGGUCACUUAUCUUGGGUGGAGGCAGCCAGCAUACCAGAAAACUAUAUUACAGCCUAUCAAGCUCUUGUGAAGUACGGGGAAGUCAAGAAGGGCGAUCAUGUACUCGUCCAUGCAGGCGCUUCUGGUGUAGGCAUUGCGGCUAUCCAAAUGGCAAGAGAAUUAGGAGCGGCAACCGUCACUGCAACGGCGUCUACCACAGAAAAACUCGAUUGGUUGCGAUCUAUUCCUAACGGGGCGACACAUACUGUGAAGAAAACGACCAACGGUAAAGGUGCUGAUGUUGUCAUAGAUUUCGUUGGACAAAGUCAUUGGGCCAAGAAUGUGGAAUCCCUCGCCAUUGAUGGUAGGAUGACGCUAUUAGCUACUUUGAGUGGGAGCGAGGUCCCCGUGGUCAACCUUGGCCCGAUCCUUUACAAGCGUCUCCGCAUUCAAGGUUCUACGUUGCGUUCCCGUAGUAUACAGUACCAGACCGAGCUCAUAGCAAGCUUAAGUUUCCGUGAUAUGAUCGAUAAGGUAACUGGCGUCAACGGGGGUGGCCCGAUGCGGACUUACAUCCACAAAGUGAGUAUAUUCUUCUGCUCUUCUCGUCCCGUCGGACACGGACAUACAAUUCCACAGGUGUAUCCUUGGGCAGAGAUCCAAAGUGCUCAUCAUGAGAUGGCCGACAAUAAGAAUAGGUGAGCGCUGUCUCCAUCGGAAGAUCUAGCGGUGGCCGAGACUUCAUUGUUAGCGGGAAGAUCGUUGUCGAAG
Suillus subalutaceus is the source of this 1068-nucleotide messenger RNA. Its product is annotated as quinone oxidoreductase putative. The record is from RefSeq and is a predicted model, not a curated record. The transcript is spliced from 8 exons. Lineage: Eukaryota; Fungi; Basidiomycota; Agaricomycetes; Boletales; Suillaceae. Bases 1 to 999 code for a protein of 332 amino acids. Gene Ontology annotation, molecular function: oxidoreductase activity.